Messenger RNA from Amphimedon queenslandica, 2679 nucleotides. RefSeq lists its product as uncharacterized. The coding region runs from base 45 to 2546 and encodes 833 amino acids. The record is from RefSeq and is a predicted model, not a curated record. NCBI's taxonomy places the organism in Eukaryota, Metazoa, Porifera, Demospongiae, Haplosclerida, Niphatidae. Gene Ontology annotation, molecular function: calcium ion binding. The transcript is spliced from 16 exons.
GAGCCACACCCUUUGCCUUCUGCAGAUCAUCAGCAACGCACAGAAUGUCUGCAGAAACUCAGCUCCCAUUGAUAAAGGUAGAGAGAAUAUUUGCGAGAGACAAGAAACCAGAAAAAGCUGAGAAUCGAUUAGUAUGGGGAACACAACUCAAACUGUCCCAAGAAGACUCGCAUUUAUGGAAAUUAAGGGCAUCUAAUUCACGUACAGCCAGACCUUUAGGAAUGUUACCCCAUAAAAGAAAGGGAGAGGAAUGGAAAGGACUGAGUCUCCUUGCCUCUGAGCGCCUUUAUCCUUUACAAGUGUUGCAGAAACCACAAAAACCAGUUGCAUCUGGUCACAGACCCAGCAAACCACUUCCUCAAUCUUUAAGACAUCAUCAACAGCAGCAGCAGCAGCAGCAGCGAAAUCCACAACAGCACAACCAAGAGCAUGAGAAUCAACAGAAUCCUAGUGUACCUCUACUUUCUUCCUCUCCUCCUCCUCCUCCUCCUGCAACCUCUAAUGAAGGAUCUCGAGCAGUUAUAUCUGCUAGUGUUAUUCGUAGAGAAAAACCUGCUCAGUCAAUGCUUCGCUUUCCAGCCUCAAAUGUUGUCAAACCUCUCAAACAGGUUGUUAUCGAGGAUGAAGAAUAUUUAGAUGUGCUGGCUCAGGUUGACAUGCGUCAUCUGUACAGCAGUGAAAUAGAGAGCAAAGAUUUAUUGCAAAGGCAGCAAGAGAAUUAUUCAAUCUUUGGGCCACCUCCAAGUAUUUAUCAAGACUCAUUGAACUACAGAGAAGCUAAAAAUAAUUUAAGCAAUGGAAGCAGGAAACUAGCUAAAUGGGGAAGAACUAAUCCUAAUGGGUCUGAAAUGCUAGAGUAUAUUAGUUUCACUGGUCAAUCUCAUCUUAAUUAUCGUCACUUUUCCUCUGACAUUAGAGAUGGAAUGGAUUAUGAGCCAUGUGAAAGAUGCAGGCUUAGAGGAACAAGGUGCUCCCAUUGCAUUGCAAUUAGAACUGGUGGUGGAUACAUCAUAUUAGAUGGAUUGUCAUCUGAUAGUCAAUUAAUGAGAAAUAAAGGAUAUAGAAAAGGUUGGGAGUACAAUGGUGGAAAUGGUAAUCCCAACUCACUCAAAUCAUUCUUGAGAAGAAGAAAGGGAGGGGAUGACUCUGAACUUAGUCAAUCAAGUUUUCAGGGUGAUGGUGGUGAGAGAGGUGACAAUGAUGGAGAAGGAUCGGGACAUCUUUUGCGACGAUGGCAUGACAGACGGGCUGAAGACUGGGAUGGAGGAAGAGGAAGUGGUUUUGGACUUGGGGACAAUACUCACAAACUACAUGCUGGAGCAGGAAAUGAGAAUGGAUAUUCAUUUGACGAUAGAGACAAGAGAAGAUCUAAUGCAUUAGGGAAUCAAAAAGGACUUUCUAAUGAUAGCUAUAAAGACUUUAAUCAAGGCUCCUCGAAUAAUUUGGAAAGAAACCGUCUUACUUCUGGCCGGCAGAGAACAAAUGAAAUGGAUGGAGACUAUGAUGAUUCUACAAGAGAUCAUGCAAAUCGUGUUGGUAGUUCACGGCCACGAUCUUCUGCAAGGAGUCGCAUGCCAGGCUCUGCAAGAGAAAGAGGAGAAAGUGGAGGAGACAGGGGAAAUAAGAAAAUAAGAAAACUUGAUGAUUUUGAUGAAGAUGGAAAAGAUAUUAGUUUAGAGAAAACAAGCAGCAGGAGUAGGAGGAAAGAAGGUGACAGUGAUGAUGAAGAUGAUGAGAAAGGAAGAGGAAAGAAGAGAUCAGUGUCCAGCGCUUCUGGUCGGGGCAAUAAAGACGGUAGUGAUCCGAGAUCCCGAGGUAAUAUUGGUAGCAGGCACUUGGGUCAAGUGAGAGAAAGAGAUGAUGAAGAUGAAGACUCUGGACGAAGCCAUGGAGACUUAUUGAAGUUCAAAUCAAAACGUGACAAUGUAAAAGUGAAGGAAAUUUCACUAUUAGAAUUAAAAGGGAUUGACCCAUUGGAUUACUUAGCGAAAUAUUGCAUCAUUGAUCAAACAAAAGUACCACACUAUCAACAAGUAUUCAGCAAUGUUGACAGGGAUGAGGAUGAACAUAUCACUGUACAAGAACUAGACUUUGCAUUGAGAGCUGUCAAUUAUAAUUUGAUAUCUGACAGUGAGAUGAACUACAUCAACAGCAUACUGGAGCUUGCUGGGAGAUAUGCUCUUAAUUUUCAAUUAUUCUCACUCAUUGCUGCACUCUCAGAGAAAGUCGUGGCUCUAGAAGACAUGGUGAAACGAUUAAUUAAUACAAUGGACUUUGAGGCACUGGAAACGAAAAUGAAAAAAUGCAAAGAACUGUUCUACUUACUAGCAAAUGACAAAGAAGGAAUAGUGACAACACGUGAUCUAGCAGUUGAGCUACAAGCAGGAGGUCUGACACAAGAACACGUUGAAUUUGUAACAGACAGAUUGAAUUACGAAGGACGUGGCACUGUGCAGUUCUUAGAUUAUCUAACCUACGUCCCGCUGUUUGUUGAGAUACAUGAUAAUAUUAAUGACAAUCCUUUAGACUUUUCAAGAAACAGAUGAGAGAAGAGACAAAGGAGGGAAAAAAGAAAGAAAAUCAGGGCUUGUUACAACACAAGUAUCGCCUGAAAUUUAAAUAAUAAUAAUAAUAAUGAUAAUAAUAACAGUAUUAAUAAUUAGUUAUGAAAUUUAUGAA